Asparagus officinalis (garden asparagus) is the source of this 1416-nucleotide messenger RNA. RefSeq lists its product as uncharacterized. NCBI's taxonomy places the organism in Eukaryota, Viridiplantae, Streptophyta, Magnoliopsida, Asparagales, Asparagaceae. The record is from RefSeq and is a predicted model, not a curated record. Bases 84 to 1082 code for a protein of 332 amino acids. Gene Ontology annotation, cellular component: chloroplast. The transcript is spliced from 4 exons.
AUUAGAAAGAAGCGGCCGAAGAAUUUUAGAGAGAGAAAGUAUAGAGAGAGAGAGAGAGAGAGAGAGAGAGAGAGAGAGAAACAAUGGUGUCUCUGGCUCUCUACAGAGGGAACCUCCACCGAGUCUCCGACGCUCCUCGGCAAUGGCGGAUGCCUCCUCGCGCGAUCACGCUCAGCCAGUUCCGGAUCCUCACCCAGAAGCGCGAGAAAGCCCUAGCUCGCCUCGCCGCCGCCCAAAAAAACCCUAAGAAGGAGGAGGAAGAAGUUGAAGAGGUGAAUUUUAAGGAGGAGGAGGAGGAAGUAGAGGUGAAGAAUCCUGAGGUCUCUCAACCUCAACCGAUCGAGGUUAAAGUAGAAUCCAAAGAGGCUGAGGAUCGCACGGAGACGAUCGAAGCUUCGAUCUCUGCUUCUUCCGCUGCAAAGGGACCGGAGACGGCGACGACGACUCAGGUAAACAACGUGGAUGCUGCGAAAGAGAAAAGGAAAAUAGAACUGGAGAAGAAGUUGGAACAUCUGAAGCAGAAAAAACACCAUCUUGUCCAAAUGCUGAAGCAGAUUUUAAACGCAGAGGAGGAAAUUAAAAGACGAAAUGCCCAAACUGCUGCCUUGCGUUCUUCAAUUCCUUUACAAUCUGAAACUACAGUUGACAUGGGCUCUGCUACUAGGAAUGUUCCAAAACUUAGUGUGGAGGUAAAUUUUAGUGGUGAUUUAGCUGCGGAAUCAGAUGCUACCACUAAUAACAGUGCUCAAGGACAUCACAUGCAUCAAGCGCCCAUUACAUCCCCAUCUGCUACGUCUCUCAGAAGGCCUUUCCAACAGAAUACGUUCCUUUCCACCCCAAGAUCAGCGACCUCAGGACACGGCCAAACUCCAUCCAAUGUGUUUGCGGGCAAUAAUACUGCAGUAGCAACAUCUAGUCCAUCUCGCUUCGCUCCAGCCGGAGGAAACCAAGGGCAUCAUCACUCUGCGAGCCUACCUCCUCCUGUCCCUGGCUCGCACUUCAUGGCAUCAUCUCCAUCCCCAGCAGCAUCUGGAGGUGCUUCCUCAGCCUUCAGGGAUGCUCGCCUUACCAGUUCUUCAUGAAGCAACCCCAUAGGUUUGUUAAGUCUCGUGUUAAGGUGCAAGUAUUUAGGGUCUGUUGUUGUUACCUUUGUUGUACCGAAUAUGAAGUUGCAAAGUGUCCGAGGAUCCCAAUCUGCAGUGAAGAUUACAGAGGGGGAUUCUUGCCUCUGCAAUGGAAAGUUGGUAAGUAGUAAAAAGGCUCGAGGAUCUGACCUAGGGUCUUUGUCUUUUUAACUAGUAAAAAGGCUCGAGGACCCUCACCUGCAGGGUUAGAGGAUCUUCCCCUUCUAAUUUGGAAAAAAAAAAAAAAUAGAAAUGGAGUUAUAUAUAUUGGAGUUAAAAUGGUCUUGUUUGC